CUAAUUUCGCACUUUACCCGCUCCCGGAAAGCCCGGGAUUUGUGAAAAAAGAGAAGGAAAAGGGGGAAAAAUAAUUCUUAUAACAAUAAGAAGAAAAACAAUAAUUAAUCGAAUUUGUUCUUCCCAUUUUCAGUCUUGGGUGGUUUCUUUCUUUGAUUCUUUCUUUCUUUCCCUGUUCUUCUUCUCUUUCUUUCUUUUUUCCUUCUCCUUUCUCAACAUAAAAUUAUCUCUUGUUUAGGGAGGAAGGAGAGUUGAACAACCUUUUUGUUUGUGUUCACAAAAAGAUUGGCCACCGGAGGAGGAGAGGAGGCAGCGGCGUUCUGUUUGUUGAUUCGCGUUGGAGGCCACUGAGUUGCGAGCGAUGAGUCAGGAACUCAGUGGGCGGAGCAGUAGUACCACCGUUGAUGAUCAUCAGAAAACGGUUUCUGUUUCCUCUUCCGCCGCUGCGGGCGAUGACUCGGCGUCGGCUUCGGCGGCCUCGUCGCCGACGAGCAGGGUGAAGUUUCUUUGCAGCCAUGGUGGGAAGAUUCUGCUGAGGCCUCCUGAUGGUCACCUGAAAUACGUCGGAGGCGAGACUCGUGUCAUCGCUGUACCGCGCGAUAUCCGCUUCUCAGACCUGAUGAAGAAGCUCAAAGCAGAAUUUGAGAGCGACGUGGUGCUCAAGUACCAGGUCGUGCCAGAAGAUCUCGACAUACUGGUCUCUGUACGAACAGACGAAGAUCUAAAGCACAUGCUAGAGGAAUACUACCGCCAUGAGAGCGAAGGAAUAACAAAGUUCCGAGCUUUCUUGUUCCCAUCCAACCCAAGCCUCCUCGAGUCGCCAACACCCAUCUCUUCGGACCCACAUGCAGCUGAGCAACGCUACAUCGAUGCAGUCAAUGGCACCACAUAUCAACGAUCAGGACUCCACAAUUCACGACAGCCAUCGACCCUUGGCCGGCCUACAUUCAGCAUAUCCGCUUGCAACUCUCCCAAUUGCGGGUCUCCAGAGAGUAACCGCAGCGAUACAGUGUCUCCUGAACCUGGAAACUUCACGAUGAACGGCAACAACCCACUCAGCAGCAGCAAACAUUCAAUGUCCAGAGUCCGCAGCUCUCCUAGUCUCUGCAGUUUGAACAACUACCAACAACAACAGCACAGCAACAGCAGCAGUAACCUGGGGAGCAAUCAUCACCAGAUUCACUGGCCUCAUCCACACUACUACCACCAGCAGCACCAACUCCACCAUCCCCACAGUUAUCAACAGCAGCACUCGAAGCCUCCGUCGCAUGAUCCUCACAGGCUAUCCCCAGGGUUGACAUUCAGUGGCCGGCACGAAAUGGGGAGAGGCCCUUCUUCAUCUUCUGCUAUCAAUGGUCAUCAUCAAUACUAUUCGAGCAGCAGGCAUAACAACAACGUGGGAAUGGGAGUUGCUGGUAACAAGUAUGGGUACCAGGAUGAGCAUAAUGGUUAUUCGCCUGCGUAUAAUAGGAACUUUGAUAGAAUGGAUAGUCUUCGUUCGAGUAGCAGAAUGGGAGUCGACAGAGGUGAUAUGAGCUAGCUAAUCAAUGGCUUCUCUUGUUCUCCCAAUUCGAUUUUGACUCUCCAUUUGUGGGGUUUGUCUCUACUUCAUACCAUUAUACAUAUCUUGUUUCCCUGUACAGACAUGUUUUUAAAUGUUCACUAUGUAAUAGAACCAUGAUGCCUAGGGCCUAUAAUAUUAUACCUACUGGUUCGGUAUUUGUAUUUCCUCUGUGUUUUAGCUGUGCUUUCAAAUUCAAGCUAUGGC
This is a messenger RNA of Linum tenue, 1768 nucleotides long. NCBI's taxonomy places the organism in Eukaryota, Viridiplantae, Streptophyta, Magnoliopsida, Malpighiales, Linaceae. The record is from the annotation of a GenBank genome assembly.